UACGGCGUGGGUGCGCCCGCUGCUAGCACGCGGCUCCUGUUGCCAUGGAGCCGGGCGGGCCCUGUGGUUUCUGCCCGGCCGGGGAGGCCCAGCCGGCGCGCUACACCUGCCCGCGCUGCAAUGCGCCCUACUGCUCGCUGCGCUGCUACCGCGCGCAUGGCGCCUGUGCCGAGGGCUUCUACCGCGACCAGGUGCUGGGAGAGCUCCGCGGCCGCAGCGCCUCGCCCAGCCGCCUGGCAGGCGCCCUUCGCCGGCUGCGCGAGCAACGCGAGGCGGAGGACGAGCCCGGAGCCGCGGGCCCCCGCCCCGGCCUGGCGCCCGGAGGCCUCUCGGGACUCUGGGAACGGCUGGCGCCCGCCGAGCAGGCCGCCUUCGAGCGGCUGCUGAGCCGCGGCGAGGCCGGACGCCUGCUUCCUCCCUGGCGGCCGUGGUGGUGGAGCCGCGGGGCCGGGCCGCGGCUUCUGGAAGAGCUGGAGCCGGCGACCGCGGCGCCCGAGGCCGGGAGGGAUGCCGCCGCCGCCGCCGCGGAGCCGAUUCCGGGGUCCGUCCCGGGGCCCCCCCCGCCCGCCGUGCCCGCCCGCAUCCCCGCGCUGGCCAGCCUGAGCCGCGGCCCGGUCUCGCCGCUCGUGCGCUUCCAGCUGCCCAACGUGCUGUUCGCGUACGCGCACGCGCUCGCCCUCUAUCAUGGCGGAGACGACGCGCUGCUGCUCUCGGACCUCUGUGCCACGCUGCUGGAUGUUUCUGGAGCCCUGGGCGCCCAACAAGUCUUCGCCUCUACGGAGGAAGCCCUGCAAGCCGCAGCCCACGUCCUAGAAGCGGGCGAGCACCCACCCGGGCCCCUGGGUACGCGGGGUGCCAUGCAGGAGGCUGCCCGCAUCCUGCUGGGUGAGGGACCUGCCAACCAGAAAGGCUACACGUUGGCAGCCCUUGGGCACGUAGUGCAGACCCUGGGCCGGGCCCGGAAACUAGCUGUGGCCCGCGAAGAUCGAGAGCGCCUCUACCGGGCCAGGAAGAAGUGCCAAUUCCUGUUGGCCUGGACCAACGAAAACGAGGCCGCCCUCACACCCCUGGCUCUGGACUGCACCGGUGCCUACCGGGCCCACGCCGUGGCAGCUGAAGAGGUGGCUGCCCUCACUGGGGAGCUGGAGCGGCUUUGGGGAGGCCCCGUGCCACCCGCCCCCAAGACUCUGAUUGAGGAGCUCCCUGGCUGAAUUGAGAACCGACCCUAAUCAUUAAUAAAGCUGUGACUGGGCUGCCCAAA
This is a messenger RNA of Perognathus longimembris pacificus (Pacific pocket mouse), 1261 nucleotides long. It is a transcript of the gene Znhit2, whose product is annotated as zinc finger HIT-type containing 2. The transcript has a single exon. NCBI's taxonomy places the organism in Eukaryota, Metazoa, Chordata, Mammalia, Rodentia, Heteromyidae. The record is from RefSeq and is a predicted model, not a curated record. Bases 45 to 1211 code for a protein of 388 amino acids.